AUGCCGGACAGCGGGUCAGAGACGAGCGCUCAGCUGGAGCCUGAGCUGCGCGACAUGAAGAUUGAGGAAGGCGCGACCGCCUCGGACGGGGGUGAGAGCGAGGCCAUGCUGCAGGUGAAGGUGGAAGAGGCAGAGACGGAGACAGAGGCAGAGGCAGAGACCAGAUCUCCCUCUGGAGCCCACGGCCAUGCACACGCCCGCGAUCACACCCACGGCCACGGCCACGCCUCGACGCCCUCGGCCAUACCGCCCAGGCUCCAGACGCGCUCCAAGUCGCGCUCGCCCGCCGUCAAGUCCGACUCCAACCCACCAUCGCCCGCCAGCGCCCACGAGGAGACGGUCGGCGGCGACAUCAUGUUGAAGAUGGAGCCUGGCAAAGCCCCGAAGCUCUCGCGUGCAGCCUCGCAGAAAAUCCAUGCACGUCCGCCGCCCCUCUAUCUCGACCUGCCCGACUCCACCGAGGCGGCCAAAGCAACCUUCACCGUCUUGCCCGAAUGCACCUACGCCAACAAGAACAUUGGCACCACAGACCCGGCCUUGGAGUGUGAUUGCCAGACAGAAUGGGACCCCGUCCUCCAUGUCAACAAUGCUUGCGGCGAGGACUCCGACUGCAUCAAUCGCGCCACCAAGAUGGAGUGCGUGGGCGACUGUACCUGUGGCCGAAAAUGUCAGAACCAGCGCUUUCUGCGAAAACAGUACGCCGACGUCACAGUCAUCAAGACAGACAAGAAGGGCUUUGGACUGCGCGCGAACAAGGACAUGGCCCCCGGUGAUUUCGUCUUCGAGUACAUUGGCGAGGUCAUUGACGAAAAGACGUUCCGCCGUCGCAUGCUUCAAUACGACCACGAAGGCAUCAAGCAUUUCUACUUCAUGUCACUCACAAAGGGCGAAUUCGUCGACGCAACCAAAAAGGGCAACCUCGGCCGUUUCUGCAACCACUCGUGCAACCCCAACUGCUUCGUUGACAAAUGGGUCGUUGGCGACAAGCUGCGCAUGGGCAUUUUUGUGGAGCGUAGAGUUCAAGCGGGCGAGGAGUUGGUUUUCAACUACAAUGUCGAUCGGUACGGCGCGGAUCCCCAGCCCUGUUACUGCGGAGAGCCAAACUGCUCUGGCUUUAUUGGCGGAAAGCAGCAAUCCGACAACGCUACAAACUUAUCCCAUGCGACCAUUGAAGCACUCGGUAUCAAUGAUGGCGAUGGUUGGGACACGGCUGUCACGAAGAAGCCUCGCAGGAAGAAGGCGAGUGAGGAUGACGAGGAGUAUGUUAAUGAUCUCCAACCGCGAGAGCUGGAUGAAGACGGAGUCACAAAAGUCAUUCCAGCUCUACGGCAAUGUACUGAAAAAUGGAUUGCUGUCAAACUACUUAGCCGUAUACAACAAAGCGAUAGCGACAGAGUCGGGCAUCGCAUAAUACGCAUGCACGGCUACGAAACACUGAAAAAGACGUUGAUCGCCUGGAAAGACGACACAAAUGUCAUUUUGCAAAUUCUCGACAUCCUCCACAAGCUACCUCGAAUUACCCGGAACAAGAUCCAGGACUCAAAAAUUGAGGAAGUCAUGGAGACGUUGACGAGUAAUGAGGAUGAGCGGGUAUCAGAGUCGGCCAAGGAACUACUGGCAGCCUGGAGUAAGCUGGAAGUUGCAUAUCGGAUACCCCGUAUGAAGAGGGACCCCAAUGCCAGCACCCCGGUCCCCACCAUCAAUCACUUUGAGCGGCGAGAGAGAGGGCGUGAGCGAUCCAGAUCCAGGUCGCGAUCACCAACGAUAGCAGCACCAAAGGGUCCUGCCACUCUAAACGCUCCGUCUGGCCCCCGGGCAUUGAAUGCACCUCGUGGUCCGGCUGGUUUCUUCAGUGCUCCACGUCCGGUCCACCGACCGCGACCCUUCACCAAUCCACUUCCUCCUGGAUGGUUCCAGGCGACAGCUGAGAAUGGAUCAACGUAUUUUUACAACUCCACGGGCACUACACAAUGGCAACGACCAUCACAACCUGCUGACCAACCGCCUCCACCCCCUCCAAAGGCCAAAGCCAACACACAAUUGCUGCAGGACAUCAUCUCCAGCAUCACUGCUAAUGUUGAGCCUAGUGGACCAUCGGCAUCAAGUACGCCUAAGCCGGCGGCCGAUGAGGACUCAGCCAAGAAUUCGAAGACGGAGAAGUGGCGAAGUCUACCUCAAGAGAAGCAGGAGAAGAUCUACGAGGCGACUUUGUCGACGCAUGUCAUGUCAGUCACGUCGCAUUACCGCAAAAAGCUCGAAAAGGAUGAAGUCAAGCGCUUGAGUAAAGAGGUAGCAAAGAAGCUUGUAAGAGGUGACUACAAGUCGGGACGGGUCAAGGACCCCACGCAAAAGAUCAGCUCCAGUCACGAGAAGACGAUCAAGAAAUACGUAAAAGAAUUCAUGGACAAGGCCGUGCGAAAGAAAGAAGAACGCGAGAAGCAGAAAGGUGCAUCUAGCAAAACGAAAGUCGAAAGCCCGACCCCGAGCACACCAGCUGGCGAAAACAAGACCGAAGACAUAGCAUGGGACACAGCCGCCUCCCCAUCCGGCUCGCCCUCCGACCUCAAACGCAAACGUGAAGAAGAAGACGGCAGCCAAUCCCCGAAAAAAACACGAACUAGCAACGGAGACGUCGAUCCCGCACCCCCACUCCCACCACCUCCGCCCCCACCAGCAGAAGAUAUGCCUGCCGACCUGUACGACUCGAAUCACACGCCCAUGGAUGAUGCAUCCACGCCUUCCACACACGAGUUGGAGCCGUCCCCUGCAGCUAUCAAAAGUAAAGGGUCAGCUUUUGUAAACGGCGAUACAAGUCCUAUGCAACUCGUCACGCCCCCUACCAACGGCUCUGCGGACAAAAUUGCACACUUGCAAAAUGGACACACUUGA
Messenger RNA from Plenodomus lingam JN3, 2889 nucleotides. RefSeq lists its product as uncharacterized. Gene Ontology annotation, molecular function: histone H3K36 methyltransferase activity; protein binding. The record is from RefSeq and is a predicted model, not a curated record. Lineage: Eukaryota; Fungi; Ascomycota; Dothideomycetes; Pleosporales; Leptosphaeriaceae. Gene Ontology annotation, biological process: regulation of DNA-templated transcription. Gene Ontology annotation, cellular component: nucleus; chromosome.